CGCGGUCCGCCGCCGGCCUUCCGCCGCCAUUCGGGAUUCAGGCCCAGGAAACGUACGUCACGGGGGAACUGGGCCAUUCGGCCUUAGUGUUGACGCGUCGCUUAGCAACCGGGAGGCUUACCUUUGGAAGCUUGUUGCAGCUUUUGCCGCGGUCCUUCGCUCUUCCUGCCCCUCCCCUCCCUUCAACUCCCUUCACCUAGGAGCUGCCAAACAUCUGGAUCAACCUGGGCGCUACGAGGGGUUGAAUUUCUACCAGUAUCGCGCCUUUUUACAUUUUUUUUCCCCGAACUCCUUCUCACAUCCGUAAAACCCACUGCUUCUUUUACUACACGUUUUAUGAGAACAAGACAUUUUCUAGGAAGAUGGUGGCAGAAAAAGAGACCCUGAGCUUAAACAAAUGCCCAGACAAGAUGCCGAAGAGGACCAAGCUGCUGGCACAACAGCCGCUCCCGGUGCACCAGCCUCACUCCCUGGUUUCUGAGGGCUUCACAGUCAAAGCCAUGAUGAAAAACUCAGUCGUGAGAGGCCCGCCAGUUGCAGGAGCAUUUAAAGAAAGACCAACAAAGCCCACAGCAUUUCGAAAAUUUUAUGAACGAGGAGAUUUCCCAAUUGCCCUUGAGCAUGAUUCGAAAGGAAACAAAAUCGCGUGGAAGGUGGAAAUUGAGAAGCUGGAUUACCAUCAUUAUUUGCCUCUGUUUUUUGAGGGGCUCUGUGAAAUGACAUUUCCCUACGAGUUUUUUGCCCGGCAAGGAAUCCACGACAUGCUGGAACAUGGGGGGAACAAGAUUCUUCCUGUCAUUCCACAGCUCAUUAUCCCAAUAAAAAAUGCUUUGAAUCUUCGAAAUCGACAGGUCAUUUGCGUCACCCUCAAAGUCCUCCAACAUCUGGCUGUGUCAGCUGAGAUGGUGGGUGAAGCUUUGGUGCCCUAUUACCGUCAAAUCCUCCCCAUCCUGAACAUCUUUAAGAAUAUGAAUGUUAACUCGGGAGACGGCAUCGACUACAGCCAGCAGAAGAGGGAGAACAUCGGUGACCUGAUCCAGGAGACGCUGGAGGUCCUGGAGCGCUACGGAGGAGAAGACGCCUUCAUCAACAUCAAGUACAUGGUCCCCACCUACGAGUCGUGCUUGCUGAACUAGAGGCAGGAACAGCUGGGAUGGGGGAGGGCUUGCCUUAGUGCCCAGAUCAUCUGUCUCUGCUGCUUUUAGCAUCUCAUUACUUGUGACUUCUACAGCUUUCUUUUCUACAGCUGCUAAAAUAGUGGCUCAUGGGCCGUUGGACCAUUAGCCCCAUUGAGAGCAAAGUUUUCCAAUACAUAAAUAGUGCCUGUUUCUUAGAUUA
Prionailurus viverrinus (fishing cat) is the source of this 1338-nucleotide messenger RNA. RefSeq names its product parkin coregulated (gene PACRG). The transcript is spliced from 5 exons. Gene Ontology annotation, molecular function: Hsp70 protein binding; Hsp90 protein binding. Gene Ontology annotation, cellular component: vesicle; neuron projection; cytosol. Bases 363 to 1136 code for a protein of 257 amino acids. The record is from RefSeq and is a predicted model, not a curated record. NCBI's taxonomy places the organism in Eukaryota, Metazoa, Chordata, Mammalia, Carnivora, Felidae.